AGUUUGGUAAACAAAAGUGACGCGUAGCUAGUUACGCUCUCACAAUAAAAUCUUUGGGCAUGGCCUGACCGGUCGUUCACACAAAAUCUCCAGCUUACCAAAGAUGAAAAAAAUGCUUACGGCUAAAAAAAAAUGUAAACUCCUUGCAAUAAGCCGAGCUUUCCAGAGAGUUUUGUAGUUGAACCUGUGUCAGCGGUCGGGGCCCGUACACUCUCUGGCCGGGCAAAGAUGGAUCCCGCUAACGAACACGACCCGACCAUGGACGCCCACAUUGUGCACGCUGUCAACGUCAACAACAAAAAGGAAAUGGCCGAAAUGAAAUUUCUGACCAAAUCAUUGGCGAAUGCUCGUCACGUGCAGCAGAGCAUUUACCGUCAGGAGGAGAAAGACCUGAUCAGACAGCUCUGGAAACUGCAGAAGGAGAAAGAGCGCCGCCACCCAGAAAUAGACUAUAACACCAGGCGUUCGGGACAUGGGCUGCAACGCCUAUCCAGCGAGCAGAUGGACGGUUCGCAUUCCUCACGACGAGGAUCGUACAACGUCUUGUACCGUGGGAGUGAUCAUCAUUACCAUCCUCAUCCCCCAUCCCCGUCUCAUCAUCAACGUGUACAUGAUGACAAGAACUCGUACAUGGGUCGAGCGCCGGAGGUCUCUCACCCUACUACAGGUUACCAUUACCAUGCGCCUACAAAAGGAGACAAGCAUUCGCACGAUAGGGACCACGGCGCAAGCAGUCACCACCUUCCCUUUUCCAAGACCAGCAGUCACCAUUUCAACCCUGAGCAGUUCGUUCACCACCAUCGACCGGAGUACUACCCCAUGCCCCCGGCCCACCGGCGACACUCCACCCCGGGCUACCAUCCCACGGAAAUACCCGGCGUGGUCUCGCAGUCAUCACGGUUGAACGCUAUCGUCCAGCCCGCCGGCUACGGUCACUCCAUCGCUGAACACGCUGCCCAUCUCGGAAUGCACAGGCAUUACCACAGAGGGGUGCCGCACCAUGCUUACCGCAACCCGUCUCACGGGCCAACCGGGCACCCGUCCCACCUGAUGACGGACGACAUCCACAACAUCGGGAGCUACGAGAGCCUCACACGGUACAUCAACCUCCUGGACUACCAGGCCAGCGAGGAGAGCAAGGCCGAUAGGCGACAUAAGAGGCCGCACCAUCACAAGAACGACGACAAACAGGGACCGUCAGCUCACCCCGAUGAGUUGGGAGAGGCAGGGGUUCAUGGGAGAGAACAGAGCGUAGAGGAGGUCAUCCAGGUAGUAGGGGAUGCGUAUUUGGCACCCGUGAGCGACAAGAAGGAGACUGAGGUGGAUAGACCAAGUGGCCACGGCAAGGAAGUUGAUGGGGGAGUUGUCCCCCAGGAUGAUUCAGAACCCAAGUCAAACGGGGCAAAGCCCAAAUCUAUUGGAUGUAUCGGGGUCCCCUCGGCCACGCCGUCACCGACGACUCAGGGCACCAAGGGGACAACCGAAGGAGAAGACGCCGGGAAGGACACCAGCCAUCCCCGCCCCGGAGUCGCGGAGGAGCCGGUUAGGUCAUCAGACAAGGUAGAUCCGAGCGUGACACCAAUAGCUAAGCCACGCGGGAACGGGAAAGGAACGGCUGCUGUCGGUGUCGAUGUUCCAGCGAAGAGAAGCAGCCGAAGGGGUCUGCAUAAAGGCAGAGAGAGCGGGCUAGAUUCCCAAAGAAGCCGUGGAGAGGUGCUCCCACAAGGCUCAAGCCACCAACAGUACAUUUCCAGGCAACCGUCCUUGAAAGCCUCGAAACACCACCCGCAACCACACCUCACCAGACAGAUCCUGUCCGACCUGCAUGCCAUCGCCUCGCAACCGAGUCACCACAAUCGCCACCCGUCCACUCACCACCGUGACCCUCCUCCUCACCACCACCACCACCACCCGGUCAUGGCCCACGUUCACCCCCACCACUCUCACCACCAGAGGCCCCGGGAGCCGGUGACGGCGGCCGAACGCAAGCGGUUGGCUGUGGAGCUUUUGGCGCGGGAGUACCCCGUGCUCCUUCGGAACGCGCCCACCAAGUUCGACCCGAUGGAAGCCCUCAUGUGCCGCUACCUCAGACUGUCGUCCACCAAUGUGGAGACCCUGGAGGAGAUGUGCAGGGAAGCUGGGAUCGAGGUUGGAGCGCAUGCUCACCACCAAAUUGAAAACGCCAAUGAAUAUGUAUUUGGAGGUGAAAAACCAUAAUUGCCGCGAACGGAAGCCAAAGCAACUACCGCAAAUUUGAUCAUCAGUCUGUAGAACAGAUUUCGUUACAUUUUCAAUAUAGUAUGAGACUUUUUAUUUCAUAACUUUAAGUUAUAUUAGGCCUGCAUUAUCAAACAAUCUCCCUCAGGAAUUUUAUAUAUCGGAUCUGAGCUCCACUGUCGCUUAUAAACGUCAGCCAUAUAUAGUAAUUAAAUCAUUCACUCUUUG
Patiria miniata (bat star) is the source of this 2445-nucleotide messenger RNA. RefSeq lists its product as uncharacterized. The record is from RefSeq and is a predicted model, not a curated record. Bases 229 to 2217 code for a protein of 662 amino acids. The transcript is spliced from 7 exons. Lineage: Eukaryota; Metazoa; Echinodermata; Asteroidea; Valvatida; Asterinidae.